This is a messenger RNA of Hipposideros armiger (great roundleaf bat), 1657 nucleotides long. Its product is annotated as keratin, type I cytoskeletal 14. NCBI's taxonomy places the organism in Eukaryota, Metazoa, Chordata, Mammalia, Chiroptera, Hipposideridae. Gene Ontology annotation, biological process: epithelial cell differentiation; intermediate filament organization. The record is from RefSeq and is a predicted model, not a curated record. The transcript has 8 exons. Gene Ontology annotation, cellular component: cytoskeleton; keratin filament. Bases 35 to 1495 code for a protein of 486 amino acids. Gene Ontology annotation, molecular function: structural molecule activity.
ACUCACUUGCUCACUUACCUCCCUCCUCGGCACCAUGACCACCGUUAGCCGCCAGUUCACCUCCUCCAGCUCCAUGAAGGGCUCCUGUGGCAUCGGUGGUGGCUCCAGCCGCAUGUCCUCCGUCCUGGCUGGAGGGUCCUGCCGGGCCCCUAGCGCCUACGGGGGCCUGUCUGUCUCCUCCUCCCGCUACUCCUCUGGGGGGGGCUGCGGACUGGGGAGCGGCUAUGGUGGCGGCUUCAGCAGUAGCAGCAGCUUUGGUGGGGCUCUGGGUAGUGGCUUUGGAGGAGGAUAUGGCGGUAGCUUCGGUGGUGGCUUCGGUGGUGGCUACGGUGGUGGCUUGGGUGGUGGCUUGGGUGGUGGCUUGGGUGGUGGUUUGGGUGGUGGCUUUGCCGGUGGUGAUGGGCUCGUGGUGGGCAGUGAGAAGGUGGCCAUGCAGAACCUCAACGACCGCCUGGCCUCCUACCUGGACAAGGUGCGCGCCCUGGAAGAGGCCAACGCCGACCUGGAGGUGAAGAUCCGUGACUGGUACCAGAAGCAGCGGCCCGCUGAGACCAGGGACUACAGCCCCUACUUCAAGACCAUCGAGGACCUGAGGAACAAGAUCCUCACGGCCACCGUGGACAAUGCCAAUGUCCUCCUGCAGAUUGACAAUGCCCGCCUGGCUGCAGAUGACUUCCGCACCAAAUACGAGACGGAGCUGAACCUGCGCAUGAGCGUGGAGGCUGACACCAACGGCCUGCGCAGGGUGCUGGAUGAGCUGACCCUGGCCAGAGCUGACCUGGAGAUGCAGAUCGAGAGCCUGAAGGAGGAGCUGGCCUACCUGAGAAAGAACCACGAGGAGGAGAUGAGUUCCAUGAGAGGCCAGGUUGGAGGAGACAUCAACGUGGAGAUGGACGCCGCCCCUGGUGUGGACCUGAGCCGCAUCCUGAACGAGAUGCGUGACCAGUACGAGAAGAUAGCGGAGAAGAACCGCAAGGAUGCUGAGGACUGGUUCUUCAGCAAGACAGAGGAGCUGAACCGCGAAGUGGCCACCAACAGCGAGCUGGUGCAGAGUGGCAAGAGCGAGAUCUCAGAGCUCCGGCGCUCAGUGCAGAACCUGGAGAUCGAGCUGCAGUCCCAGCUCAGCAUGAAAGCAUCCCUGGAGAGCAGCCUGGAGGAGACCAAAGGCCGCUACUGCAUGCAGCUAGCUCAGAUCCAGGAGAUGAUCGGCAGCGUGGAGGAGCAGCUGGCCCAGCUGCGCUGCGACAUGGAGCAGCAGAACCAGGAAUACAAGAUCCUGCUGGACGUGAAGACACGGCUGGAGCAGGAGAUCGCCACCUACCGCCGCCUGCUGGAGGGCGAGGACGCCCACCUCUCGUCCUCCCAGUUCUCCUCUGGCUCUCAGUCAUCCAGAGACGUGACCUCCUCCAGUCGUCAGAUCCGCACCAAGGUCGUGGAUGUGCACGAUGGCAAGGUGGUGUCCACCCACGAGCAGGUCCUUCGCAGCAAGAACUAAGGCUGCCUCAGCAUUGCUUAGGCCUAGGAAGCACCUUCCCCGUGUGGGCAUAGAUCUCACUAGGAAGAUGCCUCUCCCACCCCCAAGCACUUCACACCCGAGCCCUGCUUCACCCUUGCCCCCUUUGGCAUUCAAUAAAGCUUCAUUAUCUGAGUUGCACAA